GCAGAUGUUCGCGCUAUGACGACCACGCGUGGUGUCGAUGCACGGAACGUCGCCUCGAGGAGAGAUUCGCCUCGCGGCAGCGCUCGACGGUAACGGUUAGCCGGCAGACAUGAAGACCGAGGUGUCCUGGAAGCGGCGGUUCCUGCGAAAGAGACUCCAGUACAUGCUGGUGUGCGUCUUCGUAGUCGCCGUGAUAUUCGUGAUCCAUCAGCUGUUCUACUUCAAGGAGCUAAAUCAGGCUACCGUGGGCAAGUUGAUCGCCGGCUCGGUGCAGGACACCCACCGCGUGGUCGUCGGCAAACGGGCUGACAAGUGGAAUCAACCGUACCACUCGAAGCUCAUACGCGACAAAAACGGUCGGACGGUGUCGUUGCGUGGCACCCGGGAUCAGGACAUUGCCAAGUACCUUCCCAAUGUCAACGGGAAAUUUGUGUGCUUCGCUUCGAAGAGGGAGAUUGAUUUUGUGAAGGUCAACGAUGAUUAUUGCGACUGUCCAAUGGACGGUAGCGAUGAACCAGGUACCAACGCUUGCAGCAACGGUUUCUUCAAUUGUGAAAAGAGUUCAAGAAAGUCAGCAGCAAGAAUACCAUCGUACAAAGUUAAUGAUGGACAUUGUGAUUGCUGUGAUGGUUCUGAUGAAUGGGCUGAAGCUGCAGUGUUAUAUAAGCUCAGCAGUAAGUUUAGUUUAUGUAAUUUAAUAAAGAAAUGUACUAAUAGUACAUAUACAUAUACGUUCCCUAGGUAGACUUUGACAUCUUAUAGAAAAUUUAAUUCCAAACAAAAAAUUUUCACAAACAUAGGUCGAAAAAUGCUAAAUGCUUCUUUAAAAAGUUAGCGUGUAGAAACCUCUAAAAUCAUGUUUUCUUUUAAUAUAUUUUGCAGAUAUCUAG
Temnothorax curvispinosus is the source of this 890-nucleotide messenger RNA. RefSeq lists its product as uncharacterized. Gene Ontology annotation, molecular function: protein binding. The coding region runs from base 110 to 745 and encodes 211 amino acids. Gene Ontology annotation, cellular component: glucosidase II complex. The record is from RefSeq and is a predicted model, not a curated record. Gene Ontology annotation, biological process: N-glycan processing. Lineage: Eukaryota; Metazoa; Arthropoda; Insecta; Hymenoptera; Formicidae. The transcript is spliced from 2 exons.